Molecule: messenger RNA, 626 nt
Organism: Cottoperca gobio
Lineage: Eukaryota; Metazoa; Chordata; Actinopteri; Perciformes; Bovichtidae
Gene: dnajc19
Product: DnaJ (Hsp40) homolog, subfamily C, member 19
Exons: 6
Coding region: 144-494 (116 amino acids)
Biological process (GO): protein import into mitochondrial matrix
Cellular component (GO): PAM complex, Tim23 associated import motor
Molecular function (GO): ATPase activator activity
Source: RefSeq, a predicted model, not a curated record
AGAGACAGAGAGGGAACAGCGGCUGUCAACGCUUGUACGACAGUUCGCGCCAUUUCCGGCACAAACACAAGCAGCAAGGAAAACAUGAGAGGUCAAAAGUUAUGAUCCUGAUCUUUAUCAGAAACGGAACGUAACAAACAGAUAUGGCCAGUUCCGUGGUGGCAGUGGGACUGGCUCUGGCAGCAGCUGGAUUUGCAGGUCGCUAUGCCAUGCAAGCCAUGAAGCAGAUGGAGCCUCAGGUGAAAAUGGCCCUUCAGAGCUUCCCAAAGACGACUUUUGGAGGAGGGUACUAUAGGGGUGGAUUUGAUCCAAAGAUGACCAAGAGAGAAGCUCUCCUGGUUUUAGGUGUCAGUCCCACAGCCAACAAGCUUAAGAUCAGAGAGGCACAUAGAAAAAUGAUGAUCCUGAACCAUCCAGAUAGAGGUGGAUCUCCCUACCUAGCAGCGAAGAUAAACGAAGCGAAGGAUUUAAUGGAUGCCCAAGGAAAGAAAUAGAAGUGGAGAUGCCAGCGAAGACAUAAAUGUGAUUCCACCCAGCUCUUAUACGUGCUGUUGCACUGACUCACUUGAACAAUUACCAGACUAUUCUAACUGAAUGUUCUCAAAUAAAAUCAUGUUGUACAAAUU